Molecule: messenger RNA, 1009 nt
Organism: Rosa rugosa (rugosa rose)
Lineage: Eukaryota; Viridiplantae; Streptophyta; Magnoliopsida; Rosales; Rosaceae
Product: B3 domain-containing protein Os04g0386900-like
Exons: 3
Coding region: 360-812 (150 amino acids)
Molecular function (GO): DNA binding
Source: RefSeq, a predicted model, not a curated record
ACACCUACAUGGCCUACAUUGUCAUUUUGCCAGUGACUUCUCUCUUAGAUGAGCACAAAUGCACAAUGUAUGUCUUCGCUUUUAAGUUGAAAGAAACCAAUGCAACUCCUCUUUUCCCUUUUAGCCCUUUGAUCAUAUUCACUUCUCAGUCUAUUCUUAACUAGCUUUCUCCUACCAGAUUUUGAAAGGUAUAAUCUCUUAAUUUCUUCAUUAAUCGUUGCAACUUUAUUUCUGGGUUACGUUCCUUGAUCGGUCCCUAUAAGCACGUUUUUGUUUAGUUUUCAGUGUAAUUCUGCAUUUGCUGGCGACUUUUCAGGAAUUACUGUGUGAGAAAGUAAUUCUUGGCUGAUUAUCCUGAAAUGGGAGAUCCUGCAAGCCAAUCCUCCUCAUCAGAUCCCACGAUUGAAUUGCGUGGCGAUGAAUUCUGGCCACUUUCAGGGAAACCUUUCUUUGACAUCAUCCUCGCAAAAUCGCAUGUCAACCCCAAAUGUCAAAUGUCGAUCCCAUCCAAACUACAUCCACUACUACUGUCCUGUUCAGUCCCUGUGGUUCUCACUUUUGGGGGCAAGACUUGGGAAAUGACAUGCAAUACAGCAAACAAUGCUCAGAAGUUCUUUGAUAGACCGUCGUGGAAAGCAUUCGUUGACGACAACAAUCUGAAGGUCGGAGAUGGCUGUGUGUUCGAACUUAUGGAGUGCAGCAGCACAAAGCUGGUAUUUAGAGUCCAAAUUCUCAGAGGUGAAAUCCCAGCUCAACUUCUAGACAAGGUCAGCGGUGAAAAUGCAGAGAAACCCCUUGUGAUUCUUGAUUAGUUUGAAUUUGAUGGCAUUACUAUCAUAAUUUGAAUUGUGAAUUGUGAUUCAGUAAUCCAUCUCACUUUGGAGGUUGACCUCUGUUAGAGCCUAUUUAUUGUGCUACACUUGAAAGUUGACAUGAUCUUUUUGUUCAUGUGUGAGCAUCUAAAUUAUAUUGUAUGACUACCAACAUCAAAUUUCAAUAACUUUUCUCA